UGGUAGUCAGCCUUACGUAAAUGACAGGUUCAUGCGUUCGUGUCCUCGAUAGCGCAACUUGUGGGUGUUUCGUAGCUUCUGUAGUGCGGCGUUUCGUUUACUUAUUUCGGGCGCUUUCCUCUAUUUUUCGUCAUUUGUGUGUUUAUUUUGCGGGGUUCGACGUCAAGAUCUUAUCGGCGAGCUAUGAGUUUGCUGUAAGCGCUAGCGUUUCUUUCUGUUGUGUUGGUCGCGUGUGGUCGAUACAGAGGAGCGACAAACGAACGACUUCGACGAUGGACAAACUCAAGCGAGCUCUGAGCGGAGAGGAACGCGGGGACGAGGAACAGGGCAUCGUUACGCAGAUUAUAGAUAAUUCUUCACUCAGCUGGUCAACGAGAGUAAAGGGCUUUGGAAUCUGCUUCGUCCUGGGCUUUGUAUUCUCACUUGUGGGUGCAAUAUGCAUGGCCUUCCCGGGAGGACUGAAGAUGUUUGCGGUCUUCUACACGUUCGGAAAUCUCACGGCCCUCUGCAGUACACUGUUCCUGAUGGGCCCAAUGAACCAGGUCAAGAAGAUGUUUGCUCCCACCAGAGCCAUUGCAACCUGCAUCAUGCUGGCAUUCCUGGUACUGACACUCAUGGCAGCUUUCUGGUGGAAGAACCCAGCCCUGACCAUCGUCUUCUGCGUCAUCCAGUUUGUCGCCAUGACCUGGUACUCUCUCUCUUACAUUCCAUUUGCAAGAGACGCUGUAAAGAAGUGCUUCCAGUCGUGCCUCAAUUGAGUGGGUGCUGAGCCAGGUGUUCAAGUUCUUAUUUAUAGACUGAGCUUGGAGAAAGGCAGGGCCUUUUCUCCGAGAUUCCCAAAAACUUGCCUGACCCCCCCCCCCCCCCCCCCCCCCCGCCCACCUACCCUUCCCCCAGCCGACCCGUUUUUCUCUGUAGUUCGGGGUGUGUUUCCUCCUUUGAACGUGUUCAGCCACCAGUGUCUACUCUUGAUCUUUGGAACAAUUCAAUGGUGUCUCGUCUUGUCACAUGGGUAAAUAUGCGUGUUCUCUUGGCGGUUCAAGCGCAUGUCCAUUUUUCUAGGGGGCCUCUUUGCAAUUGGGAGCGAAGUACCGAAACUUUUACCGACAGCCUCAAGGAGCAUGUCCAGUCCUUUUAAGUGAGUGGAGAGCUUUGCUGCGAUGCGUGUAGGGUCGGUGCUUAGCUCUUGUGUUGCGACAUCUUUGUCAUUGCGUGUUAUGGAUUUCUGCAAUAGACUCGUAGGUCAGGAUACAAGGAGGGAUUUUGUAUGUUCUAUGUUGAUCCUUGACCAACUGUGGCAAAGGAUCUGUAAAUUGUUAUCUAGUGAGUGUUACCUGUGCAAGCAAAAGAAAAAAAUUAUUUCUAGUUCCCUCUAAGGUUUUAUGUCGCAGUUUUGCUGUACAUGGUGCUUUUCUUUCUUUGUGUUUCAAGUUUCAUCAGUAAUGCCUCGCAAUUCAGGUUAAAAUUAAGAUUAAGAGUUUACCACUGUUUCGGAACAAGUUAGGAAAGCGAGUCACGAAUCAUGCAGAAGAUAAUCUGGGUGAGCUUUUCAUGUCUUUCAAGGAGCAAAAAAGAAAGUAGAGAUGACGACGUUUAAAGAUGUUGGAGCUGGACAACGGUGGACAGCUGCAUUUUCAAAUACACCUACAAGCUAUUUUGGUACGUGAAUGUUGUACACACCCGAUGUAAAUACUUUCCGAGUGGAGCCUUAGAACCGACGCCGUCUAUUUUUAAAAAACACCACGGCCGUUGCCGUGGCAUUUUGCUGUCGUUCUCGUCUGUGGAGCGUCUCCACUUUUCAGCCAUUGCCGUUUUCUCCCCCCCCUGCAUUGGACGAGAGGGUUUGUGCCGUUGUUGUGUUGGCGUUUUUCAGAGGACUUGUACACGACACUCGCGGGAGUGCUGUCUGUUUUGUACUUUGUAUGUCUGAAAACCAUUGCUGUGUUGGGUGGUUCUUGGUAUACAGAAAUAAAUGUUGCAAUAGGA
Molecule: messenger RNA, 1986 nt
Organism: Ixodes scapularis (black-legged tick)
Lineage: Eukaryota; Metazoa; Arthropoda; Arachnida; Ixodida; Ixodidae
Product: vesicle transport protein SFT2A
Exons: 7
Coding region: 21-758 (245 amino acids)
Biological process (GO): vesicle-mediated transport
Cellular component (GO): membrane
Source: RefSeq, a predicted model, not a curated record